UGCCACUUUCAAUGCAACUGGAAACAAAUCCCCCUACACCUUAUCCGCCAUCUCCAACUUAUAUCCUUAUAUCCAUGUAUCCAAAGACUCGUUACCUCUUCUUUAUCCUUCCCACCCUCACUUCCAAAAUAUGAGCCACCGUUUGUACGCACUUUCCAUGUAAAAAUUAGAAUACUUAUUGCCAGCCUUAAGAUGAAAUCAUCACUUAUUUUGAACUCUUGAAGAUAAGUUUCAUCUUUCUUAUCAUCAUUUUUCUUUCUAUCUUUCUCGAAGCUCAGUCGUUUCCAUUUUUCGCCAGGAUCUUUUUCACUCGUUCUCUAUUAAACUUCGUUCCUCUGUCGUGAAAUCAUCAUCUUUGUUAUUCAAUCUUUGAAUUGGAUUAUAUAUUUCAAUAGUUCAUCAUGUCUUCAAUCCUCGCCAACGGACCUGGUCUUUCUUCAGGAAAAGCCGGUGAACCUUGUAAAUUCACUAUCCUUUCCCCUCCUGGUUCAUCUAAAUUCAAUCCUGCAUCUUGUUCUGUCGCUUUUGAGGGUCCCUCCAAGCCAGAAAUAAAAUUUGUGACAAACAAAGAUGGAACCGUUGAGUGUACCUGGACUCCAAAGCUACCAGGAAAUUAUAAGAUUUAUGUUCGUUAUGAGGAUAAAGAGAUUGCAGGAUCACCUUUCCUCUGUAAAAUUACUGGCGGUGAAGAGUUGGCUAAGCAACAAGUUGGUAAGAUAAAGUGUUCCGGCGCUGCUCUGAAAGAAGGUAAAACCCAUGUUACCAACGAGAUUGUAGUAGACACAAAGGAAUCAGGAAUCAUUGGUGGACUCAAUGUUUCCAUGGAGGGUCCUGCUAAACCGGAAAUCAAUUUUAAAAACACUUCAGGUGGUAUACUGAUUCUCCAAUACAAACCAACCCAACCCGGUAACUACAAGCUUCACCUCAAGUUCCAAGAGAUUCAUGUUCCCGGUUCUCCGUUCCAAAUUAAAGUUACCUAAAGAUAACAAAAAUGAAACAUAAAAAUGAAAUUAAAAUAUAACUUACAAUGAGCAAAAAGAAGGAGAAGAAGAAUUGAACAAUCACAAAAUUAACAAACUAAAAAGAUUGAAACCAGAGCAAAAAGGAUACAAACCAAAAUAUAAAAACUAAUAUGGAGUUAAAGAUGAAAGAUUAAGAUGGUGACUUCAGCGAUCAAACUAAAUUAUUAAUCUUAAACCAUUUUAACUGUUGCCGAUGCAAAAAGGAGUCUAAAAAUAACACUGAACAAAGCGAUGACCGAAAAGUUUAUUCUUAUCAACUUAACUCUUACCAUUCUUUUCCCUCCUUUUCCUUUUUCUUCCAUCCAAUCACUUGAUUUCUCCACUGUUUAUGCCUUUUCUCUUCGUUCCUUGUUACUGUUACAAUGUUAAACUAAAAAUGUUUUAAAAUUAAUU
Messenger RNA from Tetranychus urticae (two-spotted spider mite), 1415 nucleotides. Its product is annotated as filamin-A. NCBI's taxonomy places the organism in Eukaryota, Metazoa, Arthropoda, Arachnida, Trombidiformes, Tetranychidae. Gene Ontology annotation, molecular function: actin filament binding. Gene Ontology annotation, biological process: actin cytoskeleton organization. The record is from RefSeq and is a predicted model, not a curated record.